Messenger RNA from Solanum verrucosum, 480 nucleotides. RefSeq lists its product as uncharacterized. The record is from RefSeq and is a predicted model, not a curated record. Lineage: Eukaryota; Viridiplantae; Streptophyta; Magnoliopsida; Solanales; Solanaceae. The coding region runs from base 1 to 480 and encodes 159 amino acids. The transcript is spliced from 3 exons.
AUGGUGACUUUUCAUAUUCAAGGUCCAAUGGGCAUUGUCGUUCUAAGUUCUGACAAAGGAUUUCCUGUCAAGGUUCCUCCAAAACCCCUCCUAAGUUCAACGAAGAUAGGGUAUCUAACCAUAUGCCUCAAGGAGGAAACAGUAGUGGAUCUUUAUUGCCUACUUCUGCUAAGUGUGGAAAGAAGCAUGAGGUGGGAGUUAGAAGCAAAACGAUUCUAUGCACUUCAGACUCAUCGUGAGAAAGAGAGUUCUCCCGAUGUGGUUAUCGCUAUAAAGAUGAUAUCUAAGGGUAGCUUAUACCAUCUAGUUAGGGCAAGGGAUAUGGAUUCUGAAACCCCUACUCUUGAGUCGGUCACCAUUUCAAAUGAGUUUCUAGAAGUGUUUCCUUAUGAUCUACUCGAUUUUCCUCCUGAAAAGGAAAUAGGCUUCGGUAUUGACCUUCUCCCAGAUACACAACCUAUCUCUAUUCCUUAUUAUUGA